Messenger RNA from Cephus cinctus (wheat stem sawfly), 1472 nucleotides. Its product is annotated as histone H4. Gene Ontology annotation, cellular component: nucleosome. Gene Ontology annotation, molecular function: protein heterodimerization activity; structural constituent of chromatin; DNA binding. Bases 176 to 553 code for a protein of 125 amino acids. NCBI's taxonomy places the organism in Eukaryota, Metazoa, Arthropoda, Insecta, Hymenoptera, Cephidae. The transcript has 2 exons. The record is from RefSeq and is a predicted model, not a curated record. Gene Ontology annotation, biological process: nucleosome assembly.
UUUGGUCAUUAACUUAUAGACUCGACCGAUUGUUGAGCUCGACGCUCAUUGGCCAGUCGGUAAGUGGUGGGGAUACGCAUAGGAGAGAGGAUAAAUACCCCUUGAAUCUUAGCUAUUGCAUCAGUUCUACGGAAUAUUUCUUAAAGAGGGUUUGGAUUGAAUUUCGUUGGUGAAAAUGACUGGCCGUGGUAAGGGAGGAAAAGGUUUGGGAAAGGGAGGAGCGAAGCGUCACAGGAAAGUUCUUCGUGACAACAUCCAGGGAAUCACGAAGCCUGCAAAGGGAGGAGCGAAGCGUCAUAGGAAAGUUCUUCGUGAUAACAUCCAGGGAAUCACGAAGCCUGCUAUUCGCCGUUUGGCUCGUCGAGGCGGUGUUAAACGCAUUUCUGGCCUGAUUUACGAAGAGACCCGUGGUGUUCUUAAAGUGUUUCUGGAAAAUGUCAUCCGUGAUGCAGUUACAUACACCGAACAUGCCAAGAGGAAAACCGUUACUGCUAUGGACGUGGUCUAUGCGCUUAAACGUCAAGGACGCACUCUCUACGGUUUUGGUGGUUAAUUUGUUUCUCGAGUUCUCAGCUACUCACCGUACACAACAAAAGGGCCCUUUUCAGGGCCACAAACUUUUUCAAUACGUAAAUGGAGCAAACCGUAUUACCAUAGUAUGCACUAGUUAAUUUUAAUUCGUCACCCCUUUUACAAAUCAAAAUUUAGAUUACAUUAUGGUUUCCGUUCGAAUAAUAAGAUACCUAAUAUCUAUCUAUUAUUCUUGCGACAGUGUUUUUAAUAAGUUCCAUGUUUUAUAUGUUCUUCUGUUAAGCACGAAGGUUUUGUCUUGAAUUUUGAUAGCCGGUAAAGUUCAUUUCGGAAGUAUAAUAUAUUAAGAGUAUACUGGAAAAAGGAGAAAUCGAAAUAUUAAAUAUUUACGGAGUUAUCGCACAUAGUCGACAGCGCCGGGGCCCGCAUACCGUAAACUAGCGAGUCAGGUAGCCGGAGCACUUGGGAUGGAGCAACGUUUCUUUCACAAUAUAUUAAUAUAAAAAAUAUGACAAAUACAGCACUUUUCGAUGCCAAGCAAAAGACGCCUGAAGAAAUACCUUACAGAGCCGCCAUUUUGUUUUAUAAAAAAAAAUGUUUUUCUACACUACAAAGCUGUAAUAAAAUACUAUCAAAAUUUUAAAAUGAAGCGAUUAUUUUAUCACCUUUAAAAAUAUUCAUCAAAAAUGACUCAUUUUCGAGCGUCCACAUUGUUUUCUCCCCUUAACGUAGCUUGAGCAUAUUUUAGAAAUAAUUUAACACCAGUAUAAAACUAUUAAUCGGUGAUUGCAUGAAUCAUAUUGUUAUUAUUGAAGUAAAAUCUAACCAAAUUGAAUAUUUAUAUAAUGUUCUGUGGAUAAAGAGAUCAAUAUGUACCAUAAACAAAGAUCGUUCUACAUCAACACGUAACUAAACAGUGUCGCCAAGGUCCAUACCACGUU